Molecule: messenger RNA, 3256 nt
Organism: Brassica rapa (field mustard)
Lineage: Eukaryota; Viridiplantae; Streptophyta; Magnoliopsida; Brassicales; Brassicaceae
Product: TLC domain-containing protein At5g14285
Cellular component (GO): membrane
Source: RefSeq, a predicted model, not a curated record
UUUAAAAAUAUAUAUAGUGAGUAUUUAAAAAACUUCCAGAUGCUUGAAACUGCAAGUCUGUGGCGCAAAGAGAUGAAUUUUUUGAAGGAAGUUGUGAGUAUUUAAAACAUUUUAGAUUUAUAAGAGCAUGAUUAAUGGAAGUUCUUAAGGUGAGAUUUUUAUCAGAGUAUAAGAAACCGUCUUUUAACUUUUAACUAAAAAAACUAAGAGCCAAUUCUUAGUUUUUUUAAUCAAAAAUUAAGAGACAUUUCUUAUAUUCCGAUAAAAGCCUCACCCUAAGAAACUCUAUUAAUCAUGCUCUAAGUAGAGGAUUUGUUUAUUCGUUCUACAACCUGAUUGCUCUGUGUUACUCAGCUUCCUGGAUUAUCUCCCCUAUUAAUUACUAUAUAUUAUUACUCUGCUGGAACAACUAUAGUUAGCCGCAGUAAAGAAAUGUAAUAGAUGUAUGCGACUGCAGCUGGUUGCAAAAUUACUUUCACUGGAUACAUCAUACAUAUUUAAAGUUUGUACCUCUGGUGUAUUUAUUUAUUACAGAAUCUGCUGGUGCGCCUGAGCAGAUGGAUGUUUCUUCUCAGCAAAAGCCUAGUUCUGAUGAAUCAGAUGGUCAACAUGAUGGUAAGAUGCAGAGAAAAAAAGUUUCUUUAUUUAAGUCAUGAAGUGAGUAUCUCACAGUUUAUGCUUCGGGAAAUAUAUUAGAAACUCCGGCUUCAUCUGAGAAGCAAUAUAGAGCUGCACUGUGAGCAAGUUUGCAGAUAUCAUUUUAAAAGCACGCGAGAAAACGCUUCCACUGGUCCGUAUACUUGUCCUUAGUUUAGCCUAAUCAUUAUUUGUGUAAGAAUCUAUUUUUACUAUUUGUUGUAGCUAGAUGAAUUCUUUUUGAGAUGAUAAGCUAUUAAUCAGUGAGCUUUGACUAGUAGUUUUAUCAAUCUUUGAUUCUGGAAAUAAAGAAUGAACUCAGUGUGGCAAAGACCAUCCAAAACUUGGGGAGUAGGAUGAAAGCGCUUUGAGCCAACCACCUUCUUAGCUUUGAGAUAAGCACAUCCCUUUGCAACUGUUGGUCCCUUCGUAUUUGGUUACCCUAUAAGGGCGUAUCUUUAUUCCUUGGCCUUAAAAUCGAAAACCUCGCAUGAUGACGUGUUGGAGAUCGUUUUGUUAUGUAACACUAAGAUUGUCUUUAUUGUCUAAAUACUUGUCACUGAAACAUGGAAAGAGGGAGGGUUUGAGACCGUCCCAUGGCUGGAUCAUAGUAAUAAUUGGACUUGGCAUCUGAGAUGCAGACAAGCCCGUCCCAACUGCCGGAAACUAUGACACCUUCUUCACCUUGUGGUUCAACGUGAUGAGCAGAGCAUGGAGCUUCAUUAACGUAUAAUGAAGUUCAUAUAAUAGUUAUCCAGAAAAGUAUAAUAAUCAAAUAGAACUAGUUGUUUUCGUGUACCAUGUACAAUAAUAAAAAAUUAAAAUUAUAUUGUAUUUAAAAAUAUUUUUAUUAAUAUUUUAGAUUUUAUUAUUUUAUCAAUAUUUUAAUUUUGAUUUCAUUAAACAUAAAAUUUAAGAUAAAAGAAAAUCUGUUCUUUUUAAUAAUAUUUAUUAAUAAAUAUGUAUAAAUAUAUUUAGAAUUAUAAUUUUGGAUAAAUUUUUUUUCUAUUUUUGGGUUAAAAUAUACUAAACCAAUAGUAAAAAUUAAAAAAGAAAAAUCUUUAGAUAUAAAAAUUGUAAAAUUAUGAAAAAAAUGAACAAAACUAAAUAGUAUUUCUAGAAUUUGUAGAUAUCAAAAAGAAAAUAUUAGGAUUAUGAAUUUAUAAAUUAUAAUUUUUGUAAAAAUUGCAUAAUUUUUUUUAGUUACAAUUUUGAAGAAGAAUAUUUUAAGUAAUAGAAAAUUGUAUAAUUAUUAAAAACAUAUAAUUAAAUAGCAUAUCAAUUUUUUUUUUUAAAUAUUAUUAUAUUUUUACUAUUAUAUUAUUUAAUGCUGAUGAUGCAUAAAUUAAUACCAUAUAUAAAAAAAAUAUCAAAAAUAUAAAUCAACAUUUAAUGUAAUUGUUCAUAUUAGGUUUACCUUAAAAUCACGUCAUAUUUUUUUAAUAAGCCAAGUCGUUUUUUUUUAAUGAAACUGAAUAUGAUGAUGACACUUAAACAAAAUUUAAAAGGUCACUAAAUAGAAGAUUAGCCUGGUAGAUACUACAAUUUAAAAUAAACUCUACAAAAUUAAUUUCCAAAUUGAAAUAGGAAACGUGAAUGACACCCAUUCAUAAGUCAUAACAAGAUUAGGAUUUUAGAGAAUAAUCAUCUUAAAACGUCAUCGGUUUUAGGUGUAAUCCUUCCCCCAACACUUAACCUCUUUUCUCUAAACAAACCUCAACCAUCUCCAUUGGUCAAAUCUUCUCUCGUAAUAUAUCUCAUCUAUAUAUAUACACAGACACACGCAUAGACUUUUAAAGAGCUUCAAGAAGAUAUUUCGUCAGUGAUGGAGACAAUCACGAGUUUGAAGGAUCUGCCAUUCUUCUUCUCAGUCUUCGUCUUCGUCUACCUCCUCGGCUACUUAUACGUCUUCCGUAGAUGGAGCCCAGCGUCUCGCCCCUUAGCCUCCAGCUGCUUAAUCUCCCUCCUCCACGGCGUCUCCGCCGUCUACCUCGCCGCGCGCGCUCUCCUCUCCGACCCCAACCGCGGCUUCUCCUCCCCCAACACUCCGUCCCAAAACUCCGUCCUCGACUUCAGCUCCGCUUACUUCCUCGCCGAUCUCCUCCACCUCGCCGUCUUCCCCUCCCCCGCCGGCGGAGACGCGCUCUUCGCCGCGCACCACGCCGCCGUGCUCUUCGUCUUCCUCACGUGCCGGUAUUUGGUAUCCCACGGCGCGUGCGCUCUCCUCGCGCUCCUCAUCGUCGCCGAGGCCACGAGCGCGUGUCAGAACUCGUGGACACUCGCGGACGCGCGCGGCCCCGACGCUCCUCUCGCGGUGAGUCUGCACCGUUUCGUUACGGUGCCGUUUUACGCGUCGUAUAGUGUUUGCAGGUGCGUUCUCGCGCCGUUGCUUAUCGUUAAGAUGACGUGGUUUUACGUCAGUGGAGGGGCUGAUGACGUCAUACCGAGGUGGGUUUGGGUGUCGUGGACCGUCGUUAUUGUCGUUGCCGUUUCCGUUAGUGUUCUUUGGAUUCGGAAUUUGUGGGUACUAUUCUUCAAAGAAAAAAGAAAUUCUAAAAUUGCUAAAAAGAUUCAAUAAAAAAUGUACUUUUGAUUUUUCCGUAUCUCAGAUUUUUCUCUA